This is a messenger RNA of Misgurnus anguillicaudatus (oriental weatherfish), 1120 nucleotides long. RefSeq names its product GPN-loop GTPase 2 (gene gpn2). NCBI's taxonomy places the organism in Eukaryota, Metazoa, Chordata, Actinopteri, Cypriniformes, Cobitidae. Gene Ontology annotation, cellular component: cytoplasm. Gene Ontology annotation, molecular function: GTPase activity. The record is from RefSeq and is a predicted model, not a curated record.
GAAAGCGUCAAGCCAGUGUCUUUUAUUUUGAAAUCCCCGACAUCCGGUUUAAUCACGUUUCGUGUUGCCUGGAUAUAUUUCAUUUGGUUUCAGAGAUGUAAGUUAGCCAAAUUUGUACGUAUCCACAGUGUUCGUCAUAAUGUCAUCACGUCCUUCAAAAUCACCCCUACGUUUCGGCCAGGUUGUAAUUGGUCCACCUGGUUCAGGUAAAACCACCUAUUGUCGGGGCAUGCAGGAGUUCCUGAGUCACCUCGGGCGCAAGGUGGUCAUUGUUAACCUGGAUCCUGCUAAUGAAGGGCUACCAUACCCAUGUGCAGUGGACAUAUCUGAGCUGGUCACACUUGAUGAUGUGAUGGACGGUCUUAAACUUGGCCCCAAUGGUGGCCUCAUUUAUUGUAUGGAAUAUUUAGAGGCCAAUUUGGACUGGUUAGAGGACAAGCUAAGACACCAUCAAGACAGCUAUUUCCUCUUUGACUGUCCAGGUCAGGUUGAACUUUACACUCAUAAUAAUUCGGUGAAGAACAUAUUUGCACAGCUGUCUAAGUGGAAUUUCAGGCUGACUGCAGUGCACCUGGUGGAUUCCCAUUACUGUGCCGAUCCAGCCAAAUUCAUCUCUGUGCUCUGUACAUCACUGUCCACCAUGCUGCAUGUGGAAUUGCCACAUGUCAACGUGCUUUCAAAAAUAGACCUCAUUGAGCAGUAUGGCAAACUUGCAUUUAAUUUGGACUUCUACACUGAGGUUCUUGACCUGUCGUAUUUGGUGGAGCAUCUCGCUUUAGACCCUUUCUUCAAGAAGUUUCAUCAACUGAAUAAGAAGUUGGCUGAAGUGAUCCAGGACUACAGCCUGGUGUCUUUUGUACCUCUUAAUGUUCAGGACAAGGAAAGCAUGAUGCAGGUUUUGCGAACUGUAGACAAGGCCAAUGGUUAUUGUUUUGGGGACCUGGAGGAGAGGAACCUGCAGGCCAUGAUGUCUGCUGCUGUUGGGGCGGACUUCCAGUUCAGCACUACUCUUGGAGUACAGGAGAGAUACGUGGAAGGCACUGAGAAAACGGUGGAAGAUGAAAUUAUGGACUUGUGACACUUUUUAUAUUGAUUAAAAUAGUUUGUAAAACAAAACAAA